AUGGCAGAGGCCAGUAUUUCUAUUGGUGAGGACCAGUUCAUGUGUCCAGUCUGUCUGGAUCUCCUGAAGGAUCCUGUGACUAUUCCUUGUGGACACAGUUACUGUAUGGGCUGUAUUAAGGGCUGCUGGGAUCAGGAUGAUCAGAAGGGAGUCUACAGCUGCCCCCAGUGCAGAGAGACCUUCACACCAAGACCAGUUCUACAUAAAAACACUUUGCUGGCUGUGGUGGAGAAACUGAAGAAGACGGGACUCCAAGCUGCUGCUCCUCCUGCUCACUGUGACUCUGGAGAUGUGGAGUGUGAUUUUUGUAUUGGAAAAAAAGAAAAAGCCGUCAAGUCCUGUCUGACAUGUCUGGUUUCAUUCUGUCAGACUCACCUCCAGCCUCACUAUGAGGUCACUGCCCUCCAGAAACACACGCUGGUCAAAGCCUCCACACGACUACAGGACAAGAUUUGCCAGCGUCACAACAAACUGAUAGAACUUUGCGAGUUUGAGGAUGUAGGAAAAUCUGUCUCUCAGCUGAAAGAGCAACUGGAGGGUUUCUGUAAGAAUGAGUUUGGAAGACUUUCCAGUCAAUUGACAAACACUGACAUCAUUCCUCUCCCUGAACCCAAAACCAGGGAGCAGUUCUUACAAUAUUCCUGUGAUCUCACACUGGAUCCCAACACAGCACAUGAAGAGCUCUGUCUGUCUGAGGGGAACAGAGUGGUGACACGGAGUAACACAGUCCAGUCAUAUCCUGAUCAUCCAGAGAGAUUUGAUUACUGGCGUCAGGUGUUGUGUAGAGAAAGUGUGUCUGAACGCUGUUACUGGGAGACUGAGUGGAGUGGGGAUUAUGGGGUUUAUAUAUCAGUGUCAUGUAAAGACAUCAGGAGGAAAGGAUGGGGUUAUGAGUGUAGGUUUGGACGUAAUUAUCAAUCCUGGGGAUUGUACUGUCCUCCCUCUAAGUACUCCUGCAAAGACAAUGAUAAAGUGGCUAAACACUCCAUAGUCCCCAGUUCCUCCAGAAUAGGAGUGUAUGUGGACCACAGGGCAGGAACUCUGUCCUUCUACAGCGUCUCUGACACAAUGACCCUCCUCCACAGAGUCCACACCACAUUCACUCAGCCCCUCUAUCCUGGGUUUGGAAUGACAGUUAGGGCAGAGGUCCACCCACCACAUCAGAGGUCCACCCGCCACGUAAACAGUGUGAGAAAGAAGCUGAAGGAAGCUGAAAGAAGACUGAUGGAAGAGGAGUGGUCCCUGUUUAAGGACUAUGGACUGGGAAAGAUUGUACCCAACAAAGGGGGUCCCCAGAUUUGA
Molecule: messenger RNA, 1302 nt
Organism: Chanos chanos (milkfish)
Lineage: Eukaryota; Metazoa; Chordata; Actinopteri; Gonorynchiformes; Chanidae
Product: tripartite motif-containing protein 16-like
Exons: 5
Coding region: 1-1302 (433 amino acids)
Molecular function (GO): protein binding
Source: RefSeq, a predicted model, not a curated record